Messenger RNA from Anarrhichthys ocellatus (wolf-eel), 6874 nucleotides. It is a transcript of the gene ap3d1, whose product is annotated as adaptor related protein complex 3 subunit delta 1. Gene Ontology annotation, biological process: anterograde synaptic vesicle transport; synaptic vesicle membrane organization; neurotransmitter receptor transport, postsynaptic endosome to lysosome. Gene Ontology annotation, cellular component: endosome membrane; terminal bouton; membrane coat. The record is from RefSeq and is a predicted model, not a curated record. The coding region runs from base 227 to 4054 and encodes 1275 amino acids. NCBI's taxonomy places the organism in Eukaryota, Metazoa, Chordata, Actinopteri, Perciformes, Anarhichadidae. The transcript has 35 exons.
AAGACGCCAUUUUGUCAGCCAUUUCCUCCACUGAUCCAUCGCCAGCGUCUCUGUCCCGGCCUCAGCUUCAUCUGCCCGGGCUUUGGUAAACAGCAGCAGACCGUCCUGCACAACACACGGUACCCGGGUGGAUGAGAGACAGUCUAGAGGGUCGGUCGGUACCCAUUAGACCUCUGGAAGGCGCUUGGCCCCGCAGGACAAGAAGUGGUCCAAGUCACAGGCGAACAUGGCUCUGAAGAUUGUCAAAGGGAGCAUCGAUCGGAUGUUCGAUAAAAACCUUCAGGAUUUAGUACGUGGCAUCAGGAAUCACAAGGAAGAUGAGGCCAAGUACAUCUCCACAUGCAUCGAUGAAAUCAAACAGGAGCUCAAGCAGGACAACAUCGCUGUCAAAGCCAAUGCUGUGUGCAAGCUCACCUACCUUCAGAUGCUGGGCUAUGAUGUCAGCUGGGCCGCUUUCAAUAUCGUUGAAGUGAUGAGCUCCUCCAAGUUCACAUACAAGAGGAUUGGCUACCUGGCGGCCUCGCAGUGCUUUCACGAGAGCACUGAUGUGAUCAUGCUGACAACCAAUCAGAUCCGAAAGGAUCUCAGCAGUCCCAACCAGUAUGACACAGGUGUCGCCCUCACCGGCCUCUCUUGUUUUGUGACCCCUGACCUGGCUCGGGACCUGGCCAAUGACAUCAUGACACUGAUGUCCCACACUAAACCCUACAUCAGAAAGAAAGCGGUGCUGAUCAUGUACAAGGUGUUUCUGAAGUACCCAGAGUCCCUGCGACCCGCUUUCCCCCGGCUCAAGGAGAAACUGGAGGACCCAGACCCAGGUGUCCAGUCUGCAGCAGUAAAUGUUAUCUGUGAGCUGGCUCGGAGGAAUCCCAAGAACUACUUGUCUCUGGCCCCACUCUUCUUCAAACUCAUGACCUCAUCUACUAAUAACUGGGUUCUCAUUAAGAUCAUCAAGCUGUUCGGUGCGCUCACUCCUCUGGAGCCGCGGUUGGGGAAGAAGCUGAUCGAACCUCUGACCAACUUAAUCCACAGUACCUCCGCCAUGUCUCUGCUGUAUGAAUGUGUCAACACCGUGAUCGCAGUGUUGAUUUCCUUGUCCUCUGGGAUGCCUAACCACAGUGCUAGUAUCCAGCUCUGUGUGCAGAAACUGCGAAUCCUGAUAGAAGACUCGGACCAGAACUUGAAGUACCUGGGCCUGCUGGCCAUGUCAAAGAUCCUAAAGACCCACCCCAAGUCAGUGCAGUCCCAUAAAGACCUCAUCCUCCAGUGUCUGGACGACAAGGACGAGUCCAUCCGCCUGAGAGCUCUGGACCUGCUCUACGGCAUGGUAUCCAAAAAGAACUUAAUGGAGAUUGUAAAGAAGCUGAUGCUGCAUGUGGACAAAGCAGAAGGAACCACCUACAGAGAUGAGCUGCUCACCAAGAUCAUAGACAUCUGCAGCCAGAGCAACUACCAGUACAUCACCAACUUUGAAUGGUACAUCAGCAUCCUGGUGGAGCUGACCCGGUUAGAGGGCACACGACACGGCCACCUCAUUGCCUCCCAGAUGCUGGAUGUGGCUAUUCGGGUCAAAGCCAUCCGGGUCUUUGCUGUUGCCCAAAUGGCCACUCUGCUGGACAACGCCCACCUGAUGACGGGCAACGUGCAGCGGAAGGGCAUCUGUGAGGUGUUGUACGCAGCAGCCUGGAUCUGCGGGGAAUUCUCGGAACACCUGGACAACCCGAUGCAGACGCUAGAGGCCAUGCUGCGGCCAAAGGUGGCCACCCUACCGGGCCACAUCCAGGCAGUGUAUGUGCAGAACGCAGCCAAGCUGUUUGCCACCGUGCUGAAGAACCAGGAGGGGAACACGGAGGGCACCGCGGCACAGGAAACCAGCCAGCUGAUGAUAGACAGGCUGCCGCUGUUUGUCCAGAGCGCCAACCUGGAGGUGCAGGAGAGGGCGUCUUGCAUCCUGCAGCUGGUCAAGUACAUCCAGAAACUGCAACAGAAAGACGUAGAAGUAGCGGAGGAAGUCAUCGCUCUGUUCGCUGGAGAACUCAACCCUGUAGCCCCCAAAGCACAGAAAAAAGUGCCUGUUCCUGAAGGUCUGGAUUUGGAUGCCUGGAUCAACGAGCCUCCAUCUGAGAGCGAGUCUGAGGAUGAGCAGCCCAAGGCUAUUUUUGCCAAGGAGGAGACCAAACACUCCCGCCCCCGCCACACAGAGGUGGACGAGAAAGAGCUGGCAAGGAGGAGAGAAGUCAGAAAGCAGGAGCAAGCCAGCAACCCGUUCUACAUCAAGGCCUCCCCAUCCUCUCAGAAGGUGUACCAGGAGGCUCCCGGAGUGGACCACAUCCCAGUCGUGCAGAUUGACCUCAGUGUGCCUCUCAAAGUCCCAGGUCUCCCGAUGUCUGACCAGUACGUGAAACUGGAGGAGGAGCGUCGGCAGAAAGACAGAGCGGACAAGAAGAAGAAGGAGAAGAAGAAGAGGAAAGAAAAGCGCAGCGGACGAGGGAAGAAACAUGAUUCAGGCCCCGAGAGCGAGGAGGACAUCACGCCUGCGCACAUGGUCGACAUCGUUACCGAGGAGAUGCCAGAGAAUGCCUUACCCAGUGAUGAUGAUGACAAAGAUCCCAAUGACCCUCACAAAGCCCUGGACAUCGACCUGGACAACUUGGUGGAGAUGGCUGGGCGAAGGCCACUUGCCGACAGUGAGAAGCUGCCAGUCAGGUCCCAUCGUGCAUCAGAGGCUCUCAAAAGCCCCGCUGAAGAUGGCGACGCAGAGAGUGCUGCUUCACAGGAGCCCAAGAAGAAGAGCAGCAAAGAAAAGAGAGAGAAGAAGAAGGAUAAAGACAGGGAUAGGAAGAAGAGCAAAGACGAGAAGAAGAAGAAACACAGACAUGAAGAAAAGGGGGAGGAUCUUCUUGGGGGUCAGGCAGAUGAGCCUGUGGUCCAAUCAGAAGAAACCAGUGAGGUGGUGGCACCGCCCGCCUCCAACACUGCUGAGGUUUCGGAUCUGGAUUUCUGGCUCUCAAACGCUCCAGUGCCCUCUAACACCCAGGAAGCAGCCACCUUACCAGCAGCAGUAGCAGCCCCCGUGCCUGAGACGGCCUCUGGCACGGCGCCAGACUCCGAACCCGAUGAGCCCAAAGACACCGAGCCGGAGGAGACUGAUAAGAAGUCCUCCAAACACAAGAAGAAGAAGCAGAAAAAGGAGAAGGAGGAGAAGGAGAAGAAAAAGAAGAAGAAGCAUCAUCACCACCAUCGCCACAGUGACGGAGGCGUGGAGGAGUCUGUGCAGAAUGGCACCGUGGAGGAGGAGGAGGAGGAGGAGGAGCCUCUGCCGCCCAUGUCCAAUUACUGCCUGCUGGCUGAGAACUCCUACAUCAAGAUGAUGAUGGAGGAUGCCGAUCAGGAAAAUGACAUCCAGGGAAACCUGCAGGAUGGCAGUCAGGUGGUGGUGUCUGUUAUAUUUGAAAACAAGUGUGACAGCUUCCUCAAAUCCAUGGAGUUCAACGUCCUGGACUCCCUCAACUCCAAGCUGCAGAGGGCAGAGGGCUCGGGUCCACAUGAUGGCCUCACCGUCCCCUUCCAACUUCCACCGGGGGUGUCCAACGAGGCGCGAUUUGUCUUCACUGUGCAGAGCAUCGUAAUGCCACAGAAACUGAAGGGAACCCUCACCUUCAUAGUAAAGAAUGAGGACUCCUCCACUCACGAGAAACUGGACUUCAAACUGCACUUUACCUGCUCAUCCUACCUAAUCACUACUCCUUGCUACAGUGAUGCGUUUGCAAAGCUGCUCGAGUCAGGGGACCUGAAGUGCAGCUCGGUCAAACUGGAGGGAGUCAUCAUGCCCUUCCACCACCUACUGGCCAGGAUCUGCUUCCACCACCAUUUUUCUGUUGUGGAGAGGGUCGACUCCUGUGCCUCCAUGUACAGCAGGUCUAUCCAGGGUCACCACGUCUGUCUGCUGGUCAAAACUUCUGUUCAGACAGUGACCAUUGACGCUAAAUGUGACGAGCCAACGCUGCUUGGGAAUGUGCUGGAUGAGAUCAAGCAGACCUUCUCUCAGUGCUGAUUGUGUCCGACAGCCCCAGGGUGCCCCUGACCCCUCCAUACCACCCCCCACCCCCCUCGCUGAAACACAACAUAAUCAUGUUAUGAAACACUGCGGCUGGCACAUCCAGUAUCGCCCUAUUUAUUAGUCCUCAGAUUCGCAAGAUUUCUAUCCCCUUACCUUCUUCUUCAGUGUCCCACACUCUGUUAUUCCGCUGCACUCUGAGCUCUGUGGUCACUCCCCGACACUUGAUGUUGUUUUACAGACUCGCUGUGUACAUGCGCCGUCUUCUCUGCAAAGCACUUUCAUCUUCACUUCUGGUUUUUUUAUUAACUCCAACAAGCCACCCUGUUCUUCCCCGACUCUGACUCUGACUCGUGCUCCUGUUUCUGGAUACCCUGCAUCCUCUGCUCUGUCCCGCGUACGUCCGCCCUCCACUUUGUCAGCAGUUCAGUCUGUGACAGUCGUGUAAUGUAAUGUUGACAACUGGACUUUUGCUGUUGAUGGUUGAAUUGUGAUUUUACUGUUUUUGAAGGUUUAUUUUGUCUUUGGUUUGUUUUUGUUGUUUUGUCUCUUUUUUUUCUUUUUUUGUCUGAAACCUGUCUGCGCCUUUGUCUCGCCCCCUUCUUUCUGCCCACUAAACAUCAGUGUAAAUUCUUUCUGCUCUCUAAAUCUGUGUGCGUGUGUGUGUGUGUGUGUGUGUGCGUGUGUGUGUGCGUGUGUGUGCGCGUGUGUGUGCGCGUGCGUGCGCUGCUCGGCAUUGUAGUCCUGGGGGAAAAAAACGUGUGACUGACUCUCUCUUAGACUGGUCCGAGCUGGAUAAAUGGGGACACUCACCUGCUCACAGUUAACAGCCGCAGUGAGAAUAGUGCAGAGAUGAAACCACAGCUACAUAUAAGGUAUCGGAUUUAAACUUCUGUCGGAGCCGUUGCCCCACUCGCCUUUUUGGCUCAGAGCAGAUCUGCUAGUGUUUGUUCGGUGAUUUGCACAGUAGAUCCAUGGUUUUUGCUCUGUGCCUUAGCUGUGCAGUCUGACCUACUCCAGUGCUCCGUGAGUCUUGUAGAGCCCCCCACCCACCCACCCUCCCUCCCUCCAAGACCUUGCAACAUAUCAUUCCUUCAACACAUCGAAGAUUAAUUGGAAGGCAGGAGAGUAUCAAAAUAUUGAAUGAAACUCCAGAGUCAAAGUGUAACGUGAGAUUUCUAUUUCAUCACAGGACAAUUUUUGCUGUGUCACCAUUAUCGGCCUCUUCAACUCACAGAUGGUUCGGUUAGUUGUAUAGAAGAUAUUAUAUUACUGUAAUACACAGAAGGAUACUGUUAUUUCUAUGAAACUGCUAUGGUGCUGAGGGUCUUCAUUUGUGUCACCACAUGGUCAAGUUAGUGACAACACAAUCUGGCAUGAAGAGAGCUGUCCGUGUUAUAAUGCCCUGCCUCGAGUGUGGCCGGCUAAGGGACAACAAAGUUACACAGUCAACGUAUCUUUUCAUUUUAACACCUCCUACAGUUUGCAAGUUGUGCUCGCUGUGAGCAGAGAGCAUUACGCGGUCAGUGGUUUUAGGUUCCCUUUCAAUCAGUAUUGGGCAACGCCGCUUCCAAAUUAAGGAAGCGGCCACUCUGUGGACAGCAGAGUGCAGUUUUGUCUGUCUUCAUGUGAGACAUUUACGCCUGUGCCACGUUGACGUUUGCAUCACAGUAACCGACUCCCACCUGGCGCGGACCCAGAUAAACUCCCAAUGUUUCUUUUCCCUUCAGAAACUGCCUUGCACAUUGACAUGUUACAAUGAACACGAAUGGCCAUUUUCAGACGAAAUGCCUCCUCUUGGGAAAACUCUGAGGUACUUGGAUAUUUUUAGUUUGUGUCAUUCAUGUCUGAGGUCACUACCCGGUCCAGCACGACUUAACCUUGUAGUAGCAAGAUAAAAAAAACGACUUGGUAGCGUCUCUGAUCAUAUAUAUAUAUAUAUAUAUAUACUGCUAAGGCCCUCUUCAUAUCUGUCUGCUAUUGUAGAUAACUACUAUGAUAAUGAUGUCUGUGACCUGAAGAUUAGGUCGGCCAUUCCACAAGAUAUUCUGUCCUGUGAUAGUCUGAAUACGGAAGUGAUCAGCUGUAGUUCAGGAAUGUCAAUAGAAGAUAUGUAUGUAUUCCCUGUUCCUGAAAACGACUGAUAAAAGAGGAAACGGCUCCCCUCAUCAUACAUUGUCCUGAUUCUGAUCUUUUUCUUGUGCAUACUAUUUGAUUACAAUUUGUAUAUUGCAUGAUUAGGAAUGUACACUUUUUAUUUCCUUUUUUUUUUUCCCCUGUUCCAUUGACAUGCUUACAGAACAACAACUUGUCAUUCCAAUUUGUCCUUUUUCUUUAUAGUUUUUUUUUUUUUUUAUGAAGUUUACUUGACCAUUCUCUAUUUUUGAUGGUAUUGUGUUUUUAUCUAUUCAAAGUUCAGACGAUUAAAAAUAAUUGAUAUUGUUGAAUGUUUUAAAUUAUUAAACCCAGGGGGAGGAAGGCGGUUAUGUUUGGUGUCAUGACACUGAGGGCAUGGGGCUCCGAAUUCUAAGUUGAGUUGACCAGGUCACAUGAAGCAGUGUACUGAGAGGCAACACACGUUGUCUUAAUUCUAUUAUUGGUUCAGUUGUAGUGAGUUAUUUUACCCAAGUUUGGCUUGUGACAUUGAAGUAUACUCUCGUAUGACUCUGACUUUGGAAGGUCCUGUCUGUUUAUUUCUCCAUUUUCCAUUAUCAAGCUGUACAAUGUAAAAUGUUUUAAAGGGGACAACAUAAAUUAUCUAUAUUCCCUUUAAGGAAAGUCAACCCAAAUUGAAAAAAAUAAAGGCGUAAGAAGCUG